UCUGGAUCAUGGAUGCAGUUUUAGUUUACCAAACUCUAGAAUAGCAUUUUACAAGGCUUUUAAGGAUCGGUUAUUCGGUAAAUCGGGUCUUACAGUAUAAGAGAAAUAAAGCAAAAUGGGGCGUUUUUUAGCGUCAUCUUUAAAUUUACUGUGGAAAGGCUUCCCUAGGAAUUACAGUGUUGGACAAGCAAGUAAGAGUAACCUAAGUCAACUACGAAAAAGAACUGGGGUACCACUGAAGAACUGCAGAGAAGCACUUGAAAAAUUCAAUAAUAAUUUAGAGGAGGCAGAAAAGUGGUUGAUAGAAGAAGCACAGAAACAGGGCUGGGCCCGGGCAGACAAGCUACAGUCACGUUCCAUGUCACAAGGACUGGUGGGGCUAAUACAGUCCAGAACAGGGGCCACAAUGAUUGAGGUGAAUUGUGAGACAGAUUUUGUGGCUAGAAAUGAAAAAUUUAAAGACUUGGUGUACCGCCUAACAGUAGCCUGUCACAGCAAUCUUCAAAAGGAUACAUAUAAAAAAUCAUUACAACAAGAAGAAGUAAAUAGCUUACCCAGUGAGAACAGAAAGCUGUCUGACAUAGUCGCUCUGGAAGUCGGUGCAAUUGGUGAGAAUAUGAAACUGAGACGAGCCGUUUUCCUUCCCAGUUCAGAGGGACAGUAUGUCAAUUCUUAUGUUCACAAUUCUGAUAAGAAAGUGGUCAUUAAAGACUGUCACUUGGGAAGAUAUGGAGUGAUUCUGAGUGUAGAGAAGACUGCAGGAACGGAAACAACAGAGUCUGUGGAAGCCAUUACAACAGAUCUUGCUGUGACAGGAUGGAAUACUCCUCCUUUUUCAACUGAGAGACAAAAGAAAUUUCUCUUCCAUACUUCUAUUCAACCUAUGAGGAAAGAUCAAACAAUUGGAUACAGGAGUUUUCACACCACAUCAUUAAGAAUGAAUGACAAGCUAACUCACCUUGGUUCAGAUGGGAAGGCAAAAAUGGUUGACGUGGGAGCCAAAGAUGAAACUGUAAGGACUGCUGUGGCCUGUGCUUCUAUCUCUCUGGGAAAGAAGGCCUUUUCAUUGGUAGAAGCAAACAAAACAAAGAAAGGGGAUGUGCUCUCUGUUGCUCAGUUAGCAGGAAUAAUGGCUGCUAAAAGGACAAGCGAGCUCAUACCUCUUUGUCAUAACAUCGGACUGAGUAAAUUGUCAGUUGAUCUGAGUCUACAGAGGGAUUCUUACUCUGUGUAUAUUGAAUGUGAGGCAAAAGCAGUUGGGAAGACUGGAGUUGAAAUGGAAGCCAUAACCGGGGCCUCAGUGGCAGCCAUUACUGUAUAUGAUAUGUGCAAAGCAGUUAACAAGGAGAUGGUCAUUUCUAACAUUAGACUCCUCAGUAAAACAGGGGGUAAAAGUGGGGAAUACAAGUUUGAUCAGUGUUGAUCCAAAAAUAGGUUGUAAUUUUAUACGUAAAGUGAAGUUGUGACUAUAAAUAUCUUUGUGUGACCACAUACUAAACGAAAUUGAAAGUACUUCUAGCACAUACAUGUACCUCUGCAAAACUUGAAUUUUCAGGUCGUCUCUUGGAUAAGCUCUCUCCAGUACUUGAAAAAAACUUUAAAGGCUGAUCCACGUCAAAAUAUUAGUUGCUCUGUGGACAGACAGACGUGGAAGGGGAUGUCAAACAAAAUAUUUAACUAAGCUCAAAGUGAAAGGGGGUUCCCACACUGAAAAUACUAUUGUAAACUACGCUCAUAUAAAUUAUAGUAACUCAUAGUUUUGCAGUUUGUAAGUAUCGUUCAGCAUUUUGUUAAGAAGAAAUCGGAUUCAGAUGAACCAUAUGCCUUGAUUGUCAAGUUGAAUUUUUUUUAAAGCUGAUCUACUACAUUUUUAUCUUAUCUGAAUUAAACUUUGUAACGAAAACUUUGUGAUCAAAUAAACAUUGGAACGUAUUUUAUCAAUUUUACUGAUAUUAUUGCUGCUGAAAAGCAGCAAUCUUA
Messenger RNA from Saccostrea echinata, 1980 nucleotides. Its product is annotated as elongation factor Ts-like. Gene Ontology annotation, cellular component: mitochondrial matrix. Gene Ontology annotation, biological process: mitochondrial translational elongation; Mo-molybdopterin cofactor biosynthetic process. Gene Ontology annotation, molecular function: protein binding; translation elongation factor activity. The transcript has 7 exons. The record is from RefSeq and is a predicted model, not a curated record. Bases 116 to 1423 code for a protein of 435 amino acids. NCBI's taxonomy places the organism in Eukaryota, Metazoa, Mollusca, Bivalvia, Ostreida, Ostreidae.